Molecule: messenger RNA, 2798 nt
Organism: Calypte anna (Anna's hummingbird)
Lineage: Eukaryota; Metazoa; Chordata; Aves; Apodiformes; Trochilidae
Gene: PKP3
Product: plakophilin 3
Exons: 13
Coding region: 91-2574 (827 amino acids)
Biological process (GO): cell-cell adhesion; cell-cell junction assembly
Cellular component (GO): adherens junction; cytoplasm; nucleus
Molecular function (GO): cadherin binding
Source: RefSeq, a predicted model, not a curated record
CUGCCGCUCACCUGCGCGGGGCAGCCCGCCUCGCCUCGCCUCGCCCUCCGCCCCACCGCCGCCACCAUCGCCGCCACCGUCGCUACAGCCAUGGCCACCGCCGUGCAGGACACUAACACCUUCCUGCUCUCGGCCCUGCAGCCCGAGGCCGGUGUCUGCUCGCUGGCCUUGCCCUCCGACCGGCAGCUGGACGGCCGGGGCCGGGAGGCGGCCGAGGCCCAGCGGCUGCGCAGCGCCCGCGUCCAGGAGCAGGUCCGUAUCCGCAUGAUGCUGCGGGGACAAGCGCCCACCCGCCACGACGUCCCCGACCACGCCGACGGCAGCAGAGGUGGUCAGUACAGCACGACCCUGCGCUCCUCCUUCAGCUCCCGUUCCCAGAGCAAUGGUCUGGACCCCAAAGCCUCGCUCUACCAGCCGCUGGCCAAGAAGGACUUUGGGACACUGAAGGGCAGCAGCUGGUCCUCGCGCUCGGCAGUGGACCUCACCCCGCACAAGCGGAUGGCGACCAUCAGCAACGGAGGCCUGGCCAAGGGCCGGGGCUAUGGCUACGCCAUGUCGCAGGCUGCCAACACCUCACCACGGCCCAGCUCCUUCCACGAGCGCAACUACCGCUCCCGGCAGAACUUGGACACCCUCUCUCUGCGCUCGCUGCGGCUGACCGACGGGCCGCUGUCCCCCGCUGCCACGGCCGACGACCGCUACAGCGUCCUCUCGGAGCAGCUGGACCCCUUGGGCCAUCGUCCCCUCUACAAGAGCCAAGGCAACGGCGGCUUCGCCCGCUCCUACACCUUCGAGAGGCAGCUGAGCGCCGGCUCCGCCACCAAGGCCGCCUCCGACUGGCUGGAGGGCAGCGAGGUGACCCAGAGCCGCACCAUCCGCGCGCCCGCCAUGCGCACGCUCCAGCGCUUCCAGAGCAACAACCGCUCGCGCCUCAGCACCGGCUCCUUCGGCAGCGUCCAGGCGGCCUCCCAGGCGGGCGUCGGGAGCUCCUACAUGGGGAUGGUGGAGCACAGCUCCCGCGCGCCCUCCGUGCGCAGCCUGGCCGAGUCUGGACACCACCUGCAGGACCAGCGUGCCAUGGAGAUGUACAACGGGCACAGCACACUGCUCGGCCACCACGCUGGGGGGUUUGAUGACAUUGACCUGCCCUCUGCAGUGAAAUACCUGAUAGCCAGCGACCCCAACCUGCAGGUCCUGGGUGCUGCCUACCUCCAGCACAAAUGCUACAGCGACAGCAACGCCAAGAAGCAGGCCCGCAGCCUCCAGGCCAUGCCCAAGCUGGUGAAGCUGUUCAACAGCCCCAACCAGGAGGUGCAGCGCCAUGCCACCGGCGCCAUGCGCAACCUCAUCUAUGACAACGCCGAGAACAAGCUGGCACUGGUGGAGGAGAACGGCAUCUACGAGCUGAUGCGGACGCUGCGGGAGCCCGACGACGAGCUCCGCAAGAAUGUCACAGGGAUCCUGUGGAAUCUCUCCUCCAGUGACAAUCUGAAGGAUCGCCUGGCCCGAGACACACUGGAGCAGCUCACGGACCUGGUCCUGGUCCCCCUGUCUGGGCUGGGGGGCUCAGGAGUCAUCCAGCAGAAUCCCUCAGAGGCAGAGAUCUUCUAUAACUCCACAGGCUUCCUCAGGAACCUCAGCUCUGCCAGCCAGCAAACCCGACAGAAGAUGCGUGAGUGCCACGGGCUGGUGGACUCCAUGAUCCAUUACGUGAACAGCUCCCUGGAAGUGGGCAAGUCAGAGGAUAAGAGUGUGGAGAACGCCGUCUGUGUCCUACGCAACCUCUCCUACCGCCUCUACGAUGAGAUGCCCCCCUCCUCCCUCCAGCGCCUGGAAGGCCACAGGAGGAACACCAGUGGGAUGGUGACAGGGGAGCUGGUGGGCUGCUUCAGCCCCCAGAGCAAGAAGGCACGAGAGCACUACCUGAACGCGGACAUUGUCACCUUCACGGAGGUCUCCAAGGACCCCAAGGGUAUGGAGUGGCUCUGGAACCCGCAGAUCGUCGGCAUCUACAACCGGCUGCUGCAGCGCUGCGAGCUCAACAAGCACACGACGGAGGCGGCCUCGGGCGCCUUGCAGAACAUCACUGCCGGGGACCGCAGGUGGGCGGGCGUGCUGAGCCGGCUGGCCCUGGAGCAGGAGCGCAUCCUCAACCCUGUUCUGGACCGCGUCCGCACCGCCGACCACCACCAGCUGCGCUCCCUCACCGGCCUCAUCCGCAACCUCUCCCGCCACGCCCGCAACAAGGACGAGAUGUCAACCAAGGUGGUCAGCCACUUGAUCGAGAAGCUGCCGGGAAGCAUCGGGGACAAGGCACCACCCGCUGAUGUCAUCGUCAACAUCAUCGCAGUCCUCAACAACCUGGUGGUGGAGAGUCCCAUGGCUGCCCGUGACAUCGUCUACUUUGAUGGCCUCAGGAAGCUCUUCUACAUCAAGAAGAGAAGGGACAGCUCGGACCAUGAGAAAUCCUCAAGAGCAGCAGCCAGCCUCCUGGGCAACAUGUGGCAGUACACCAAGCUCCACCGGGACUUCAAGAUGAAGGGGUACCGGAAGGAGGACUUCCUUGGCCUGUGAGGACAACCCCAGGAGCCACCUGCCUGGCCCUGGCUCUCCCUGCUGGGCUGCUCCUCGUGUCCUGGGGAGGCUCCUCACCACCAGACCCCCACCCUGUAGUGUAGUCCCUGCUGUGUCCCUCAUGCCUCCCCCUUCCCCGGGUUGGGGACACUUGUCCUCCCUCCUGCCACAGCCGGUGACAGCUUUUGGCUUUGUCAUGGGGCCCCACUGGGAUCCCAGGUAGA